AUGGGACUGCCGGCAGUCGUCACGCCGUCGUUGCUCUCGGCAAUUAGGUCUUACCCUCGGCUACCACAAAACUCUUGGUACAUACUAGCAGCAACAGCACUGUCGACGCUCAAUCGGCCAGACGAGAUCCCGAAGGUCUUCCAGCACGCUCUCGAGCACGGCGGCGGGGCGAAGGACGUCAAGCCGUCACAGGAUGAGCAGCUUCAGAUUGCCCGGCGCACACGUGAAGCUCUGGUCAAGUCUGCCGCGAUCAUCGGCUUGCCAAAGACCAUUAAUGCAUUAUUCGCGUUGAAAGGUGUGACACCCAAACACCUUUUCGAUGAACCGACCUAUGGAAAGGGUGUUUCACCCACCAAUAGGACAGACGAUAUGUACAGGACACCCGUUUCGCAGAUAUUGCAAAGGGGCCAGAGCUUCUUCGAUCAAGUAUACGGCAAGGUGACGGGACGGGUCAUGGGCCAGAUGGAUAACUCCGGUACCGAAGACCUUGGACUGCUUGCCCGACUGGAGUAUGGCUACGUCCUGAGUCCAGUGGGGAUCUUGAAUGCCCCAGAGACAUCAUACGUGGUUCUGGCUAGCUUGAUACCACAAGACGUCAAUCCACAACUGAAGGGGCAUCUUGUUGGAGCACUGAACAACGGUGCGACGGAGGAGGAGGUCAAAGCCGUUCGCAGUGUCGUGAUCAAAGUCUGUGAAGCGUCUGGCAUGAAGAUGUUGGAUGAAAGCUCCUUAGAGGGGUGGGGUUGGAGGGACGGGGUCGCUCCAGUAAAGCUGCCUAAGUCUCCAGACUCCAAACUUUGA
Cyphellophora attinorum is the source of this 801-nucleotide messenger RNA. RefSeq lists its product as uncharacterized. NCBI's taxonomy places the organism in Eukaryota, Fungi, Ascomycota, Eurotiomycetes, Chaetothyriales, Cyphellophoraceae. The record is from RefSeq and is a predicted model, not a curated record. The coding region runs from base 1 to 801 and encodes 266 amino acids. The transcript has 2 exons.